Molecule: messenger RNA, 1188 nt
Organism: Marasmius oreades (fairy-ring Marasmius)
Lineage: Eukaryota; Fungi; Basidiomycota; Agaricomycetes; Agaricales; Marasmiaceae
Exons: 6
Coding region: 1-1188 (395 amino acids)
Biological process (GO): epoxide metabolic process
Molecular function (GO): epoxide hydrolase activity
Source: RefSeq, a predicted model, not a curated record
AUGUCGGAAUUCAAGAUCAAGGUUCCAGACGACUCCAUCAACUUUCUCAAAAAGAGGCUCGAGUUAACGCGACUUCCAGACGAGAUUGAUGGGGCAGGAUGGGAUUACGGGGCGCCUUUAUCCGACAUAAAACGUUUGGUUGCAAGAUGGAAGGAUGGGUACGAUUGGAGGAAACAUGAAAAAGCUCUCAAUGAUGAGUUGCCGCAGUUUACAAGGGACAUUGAAGUUGAAGGGCACGGAAAUUUGAACAUACACUAUGUGCAUAAGGAGAGCAAGUCAAAGGGUGCCAUUCCUCUGCUCUUCGUACAUGGAUGGCCGGGAAGCUUCAUUGAAGUCAAGAAAAUUCUACCCCUUCUCACGGCCACUGAGGAAGGUCAGCCGAGUUUUCACGCCGUUGCUUUGGGCUUGCCUGGAUAUGGGUUUUCCGAGGGGACAAAGAAGAAAGGUUUUGCUUUGAAACAAUAUGCGGAGGUGGGGCAUAAGCUGAUGCUCGCUUUGGGGUAUAACGAGUACGUUACACAAGGGGGCGACUGGGGAGCCAUCAUAAACCAUGUCAUGGCCUCCAUCUACGGACCCAAUCACGUCAAAGCUUACCACACCAAUAUGCCUUUCAGUGAUCGAUUCGGACCACCGCCCGGUGUGGACAUCUCCAGCUACACCCCAGAGGACCUUAUUGGACUAGAAAAGCUCAAAUGGUACACUACGAAAGGAAACGGCUACUUUAUUGAACAAUCGACGCAACCGCAAACACUUGGGUACAGCUUGAGUGAUUCACCUGUUGGACUUCUUGCAUGGAUAUAUCAGCUACUGGUGGUCUGGUCCGAUAAUUAUGCUUGGGAUGAUGAUGAGGUUCUCACAUGGGUCUCAAUAUAUUGGUUCUCCCGCUCGGGCCCAGCAGCGAAUAUUCGCACAUACUACGAGGUGGUUCAGGGCGGGGACUUGGGGGGUGUCACUGAGGCACCAAAGACAACAAUCCCGUAUGGUGCAUCUUACUUUCCAAAGGAGAUUCUUACCGUGCCAGUAUCGUGGCUCUCUGACCGGAACGUAGUCUUUCAGUCUCGUCAUAAGAAAGGUGGUCAUUUCGCUGCGUAUGAAGUGCCGGAUCUGCUGGUUGAGGACUUGAGAAAGAUGUUCGGGAAAGGUGGGCCAGCGUACGGGGUUGUUGGAGGAAAGGAUGGAUAUGCGUAA